UCGCAGAGCCGUGCGGACGUUCCGCGGGUGACUGGUGCGGCUCCCGAUGCGGGCGUCCCGUCCGUCUGUCCGUAGAAGACGGAGAUAGCGGAGGUGGAGAGACGGUGAUUACAGAGCGAGAGAAAGAGAGCGAGGGAGGACGUGCGGGAGAAGCGACGAGGUCACAUACACACGUACGCACGCCGUGGCAGCCGCCGACGAGAUUCGGCGACGACGGUGGAGGCGGCUGUACACUCCGCGUUUCGCGAGAUAAGAAAGAGAACGAGAAAAAACGAGAGAAGAAAGAGAGACAGAGAGAAAGGGAGGAAACAACGUCAAACUUUAUCACGAGAGGAGCAUGACGCGCGACGGGGCUGCAAGCAGCGUGUAACAACGACGGGUGAGAGAAACGACAACGGGGACGGGGACGACGACGACGACGACGACGACAACGGAUACACACGCGCGGCACCACCGACACUCGAUGACGUCAUACCACCGGCCGCAACAUGGAGCCCGCCGACAGUUCCUCCACCCGAUCAAGAUGACACCGUCACUUUACGUCUCGCGCAUAAAUCAGAUCGAUGCUGCUCAAUUGGACGCAGAAAUUUAUAAGGUGCUGAGAAAUCAAACCAAAGAAAUCGCUAAAUACUGCACGCCCGGUAAGAUCGACAAAUGGCAAACGGAAGUGGACGCCGUUCUGAAAUUCCUCAUCUGGAAAUUCUCAUUGCAACGAGGCUCUUCGACAUUCGGCCAGCGACUACUCAAUCUGCACUACGUCAACAUCAAUCAAAGGAAAACUAUACUCUACUUAAUCCUAAGCGUCGCACCUCAGUACUUGAAAGACAAAUUGGCCUACGAGAACCUGUCCGAACGCGGCACGUUCGCUCGAGCGCUAAAGUCGCUCGUCGACUGGAUGACGAACGCGAUCAAUCUCCUGGAGCUCGUCAAUCUACUCCUUUUUCUUCAUCGGGGUGUAAAACCGCGCGUGAUAGAGCUUCUGCUUAAUCUAUCCAGUCAGUCAAUAACAACACACCGACCCAGAAUCAUCGGUUACUCGUACAUGACGAGAGAAUUGCUCUGGCACGGUCUGAUGGAGCUCUUCACGAUUGGUAUACCCAUGAUAAACCUCCACUACCUGAAACACUUAGUGACGAGGCUGUGGCGACGACCGAAACCGUCGAUCGGAUUGUUGCCGGUGAUGAACGCCGCGACCAAGUGCGCCUACUGCUACGAAGACCCAAUUCUGCCAUCGCACGCCGGCUGCGAACACUUGUUCUGUUAUUAUUGCUUGCAAGCGCACUUUACCGCAAUGAACGCGUUCCAAUGUCCCAGGUGCAACGCGGAGCUCUAUGCCGAAGAUAUGAAAAGAUACACGAUCGCGAGCGCGUCUUGGAGCGACGACGAGGAAUCGGACGAUAGCUUCGAGAGAGUGGACGAUGGAUAACGCGAACGUAUGUAUAUUUCCAGAUUUUAUCAGAGUUAAAAGUGACUCGAUGCUCGAAGUGAUGUUAUUGUGAUGAACGAGUUACGUGCCUGAACUUUUAGUCUUAAGCACUAUCUUUACAAGUGAAAAUGAUUUGAUUACUAUGUGAUAAUGUGUUGAUUCCGCAAAGAGAAAGAUUCCCUGCAACAACCAAAGUAACUAAAUAAGAUAAUAGUGAUU
This is a messenger RNA of Mycetomoellerius zeteki, 1645 nucleotides long. RefSeq names its product peroxisomal biogenesis factor 2 (gene Pex2). The transcript has 2 exons. Bases 464 to 1426 code for a protein of 320 amino acids. The record is from RefSeq and is a predicted model, not a curated record. Gene Ontology annotation, molecular function: zinc ion binding. Gene Ontology annotation, cellular component: peroxisomal membrane. Gene Ontology annotation, biological process: protein import into peroxisome matrix. NCBI's taxonomy places the organism in Eukaryota, Metazoa, Arthropoda, Insecta, Hymenoptera, Formicidae.